Molecule: messenger RNA, 2794 nt
Organism: Sinocyclocheilus grahami
Lineage: Eukaryota; Metazoa; Chordata; Actinopteri; Cypriniformes; Cyprinidae
Product: niban-like protein 1
Exons: 14
Coding region: 169-2727 (852 amino acids)
Source: RefSeq, a predicted model, not a curated record
CUCGCGCUCAGAGGGCGUCGCAGUCACACAGUGAACUCGCGUCAAUGCAAAAUGAACACAACGCUCUGAAGUAACCAGGGAUGCUUUGUUUAGAAGACACAUUUCUGUAGUGUUUCAGAUCCAAAGGAACUUUCUUCAAUAUCCGUGACUGUCAUUUAAAUCGUCACCAUGGGUGAUGUGAUUUCUACCAACCUGGACGAAGGCAAACGGGAGAUGAUUACAGCCCGCACCAACGCUGUGAUGGCAGAGUUUGGGAGGUUUUAUGAGCAGCAGUACGCUGUGGCUUUGUUCAACAGCGUACGCUAUGAGAUCGAAGGAGGAGGGAAUACCCAGACACAACUGCUACAUAGAAAGGACCCUCUGAAGAACAAGUCCAUCUUCUCUGGAGGUUUGUUUCAGUAUCUGGAAGAGAGCAAGAAAUGGAGGAGCCGCUUUUUGUAUGUGGGCGACUCCUACAACAUCAGCUUAUAUGAGAGCAAAGCGGCACAUGAUCGAGGUCUCCACUCCAAAGGGGUCAUUAACUGUGCCGGGUACAGAGCCCUGACCUCGAUGGAGGAAUACCUGGGGCUUCUAAACAAUAGCCUGAGUGAUACAAAGGCCAAAGUGGCCAGUGCCCCGUUUCUGAAAUGUCCCACGCAGUUUCCCCUCAUCCUGUGGCAUCCAUACGCCCGCCAUCACUACUUCUGUGUCAUGACGGAGAAAGAACAGAAGAAGUGGCAUGCCGUCUUCCAGGACUGUGUGAGACACAGCAACAACGGACUGUCGGAAGAGUGCAAGGUAGCGACACCAGCUUUCACGGAUGCCCUGCGGCUCUACAGGCAGGCCAAGGGUCACUAUGGCACCUGGGACCUGAUGUGUGGAAACCAAGCACAGAUUCUUGCUAACCUGGUGAUGGAGACUUUGCACCCUGAACUGAAGAAUCUGAUCGUGCCUCGGCUGAAAGGAAAACUGCAACAGAGACAGAGGGACUGGAUGCUGAUCUCAGAUGCAGUAUACAGACAGGUGGUGUCACAGACAAAGACUCAACACGAAGCUCUGGCUCAAGUAUGUGAGGUGGAGCGCCCCCGUCUGGACUCCGCUCUGCGCACAGAUAUGGAUCAGAUCAUCACAUCCAAAGAGCACGUUUCUGGAAAGAUCCGUGCGUUGGUGUUGCCCCGUGUCGAACAGCUUGUGAGAAGCAAGGUUCAGCCCUACAUCCACUCCAUCCUGGAGGCCCUCAUGGAGCCCACCAGCAGAGGAUUCUCUGAAGUGAGGGACAUCCUCUUCCGUGAGCUGGUGGAGGUCAGCAAGAACACAAUGAACGAUAGAAGCAGUGAGAAGCUGGGAGAGCAUAUGGACAAGAUUUCCAUGUUGGCCUUCCAUCCGGUGAAGAUGCAGAGCUGUUAUGAGAAGAUGGAGGCGUUGAACCUUGAAGGCCUCCAGCAGAGAUGUGACGUGUCCAGUCCCUCUGUGUUCAUCCAGAGAGCUCAGAUCCUCAUGAGACAGCAAAUGGACAACGCAGUGCACACAUUUGAGCAGCUGGUCCAUCAGAGUCUAGAUGGCCACAGUGGGGAGGAUUUCUGCAAGAUCAUCCAGCGCUGUCAGGACAGAGUACUCAAAAAAUAUGACUAUGACAGCAGCACAGUGAGGAAGAAGUUCUUCAGGGAGGCGUUGCUUCAAAUCAUCAUACCGUACAUGCUGAAACAGCUCUCUCCAUCCUGUUCACCGGAUCUGCCCAAGUUCAAGGAGCUCAUCUUUGAGGACUUCUCUAGAUUCAUACUAGUAGAGAACAUCUUUGAGGAAGUGGUCCUGCAGUCAGUCAGCAAGGACAUCAUGAUGGCUGUGAAGGAAGCUGCGGUCCAGCGAAGGCACAACCUGUACAGAGACAGCAUGGUCCUGACCAACAGCGACCCCAACCUGCACCUGCUGGGAGAGGACACCAUCGACUGGGCUGGCCAAUUCGGAGGAGUAAAAGGAGACAGGCAAGGUGGCGAAGUGGCCAACAGGAAACGCAAACAGAUCGUCUCCAUGAUCCACCUGGAUGGGAUGCCUCUGCCAUACGAGUCCUGCCAGGAAGUACCAGGAGUGGACGGCAUCCCAGAGGAGAGCGAAGGGCAGACAGAACAAGAUCUUGAAACAGAAAAGCCUGUGAACCCAAUACAGCACGUACCCAUCGAGAAAGAACCAGGCUCUCCUGACAGCCUCAAUGAGAUCCGAGACCUCAUAAACCCCGUGCUGGAAGUGGUCGAAAAAGACGGCUCACAGUUGACCAACGGGAUGUUGCUUUUGGAAGAAGGCGAUGAGGUGAAGCACAUCACAACGGUAACAGAGAUUGUGCCAAGGGAGUCACCAAACAAGGUUGACGAAGAAUUGGACACCGCCCAGAUUGAACAGUUUUUAGAAGAGGAGCAGUGCGUAUCCGCCAUUGAAAGCGCCAUUCAACAGAUCGAGAUCGCCAUCCAGGAAGACCCCAAUGAGAACCUGAGCGAAGGCGCCAUCGACUCUGAUGGGGAAUUCACUCAAACCUCUACCAACUCCAGCCCUCUUCAUCACGAUGACAGUGGGUUUCAGUCUCCAGCCAAUGAGAAUGUAGAAGAAGUGGAGCCUCAGCCAAUCACAGACGAGGUGGUGGACACAGAGCAAGUGAUGUUAACUCUGGUGGAGGGAGUGAAGAGUAGCAUUGAUUUAGACGCCAAAGCUCCUUGUGAUGCUUCAGAAAAGAAAUCAGAAGUUGAAAUCGAAAGUUGAAAGUGAGAUAUGAAACAUUUUAUAAACUGAAAGCGUUUGCUGACACUUUUGUUUGCUUUCCAUCAGC